Molecule: messenger RNA, 567 nt
Organism: Osmia bicornis bicornis
Lineage: Eukaryota; Metazoa; Arthropoda; Insecta; Hymenoptera; Megachilidae
Gene: ND-B17.2
Product: probable NADH dehydrogenase [ubiquinone] 1 alpha subcomplex subunit 12
Exons: 3
Coding region: 40-459 (139 amino acids)
Biological process (GO): response to oxidative stress; mitochondrial respiratory chain complex I assembly
Cellular component (GO): membrane
Source: RefSeq, a predicted model, not a curated record
UAUUGAUACUGUAUCGCCCAUCACUAUCAAGUAACAAACAUGGCGAAGUUAUUGGGUUUGGAUAAAGUUGCAAAGCUUUUUCAAAUAAUAAGGGAUAAUGGUGGUUUUUUGAAUUCACUGGGUGUUUUGUACAGAAUUGAUGAAUUAAAGAGUGGAACUUUAGUAGGCGAGGAUAAAUAUGGAAACAAAUAUUAUGAAAAUAAAUCAUACUUCUAUGGUAGUAAUAGAUGGGUUAUAUAUUCGGAAAAAGUUGGCUUAAAUUAUGAUGGCUCUCAAGUUCCAGCAGAAUGGUUUGGAUGGUUACAUUAUAAAACAGAUUUGCUUCCACAUCAAGAUCCAGCACGCCCAAAAUAUAAAUGGAUGAUAGAUCAUAAACCAAAUUUGUCUGGUACUUAUGAAGCUUAUAUGCCUUAUAGUACAACAAAACCAAAAAUUCAGCCUUGGAAACCACCACAAUAACAUAUUUUCAGCAUUUGCUGCAGAUGAUUACAUGUAGAAUUGAAUAGUAUAAUAGUGAUAAGUAUAACAUGUAAUUAAAUGUAAAUAAAAUAUAUAAAUAUCUGCAUA